Messenger RNA from Cephus cinctus (wheat stem sawfly), 1303 nucleotides. RefSeq lists its product as uncharacterized. Bases 187 to 1035 code for a protein of 282 amino acids. The transcript is spliced from 3 exons. The record is from RefSeq and is a predicted model, not a curated record. NCBI's taxonomy places the organism in Eukaryota, Metazoa, Arthropoda, Insecta, Hymenoptera, Cephidae.
UAGUACCAGAGAGCGAGCAAGAAAGAGAGAGAGAGAGAGAGAAAGAGUGAGUGAGAGUGGAGCUCGACGAGAAAAGCCAGUUCUCCUCUUUGGAGUCGCGCCGUCACCUUCGAAGACAUCGCACAUCUUCAGGAAAUAAUCCCCAAGAGAGUAACUUAGAUCAUACGAGGAUUUCUCCUUUGGAAGAUGUCCAGGCCGAUACUGAGCAGGCCGCGCACCCGGGUCUAUGGCUGCAAUUAUGACAAGGGCGAGUCGUACUACAAGCCCAUGGUGGAUCAUCUAGACCGGAAGUACAGUGGAAGGCCUCUGUUUCCGGAGCCACGUAACAGCUUCGCCGAUGAGAUAGCUGCCCGCCGUAGCGACAUCGGAAGCCGUGACCUGGCCGGUACGCGCACCAGCUCCUUCGGCCGUGACCUAGACUUCGACCUCGACCCUCGACCCCGACCCCAAACCUCCACGGACUCCCUUGACGACGAGGAGACCGUCUUCGACAUCCGCGGGCAGCGCACCAGGCGCAAGUUCGCCGACGACUUUGCGUCCGAGGUCGCGGCCACGACUAGACGUUUCAAGGCUCGAGUAGCCGCCAUAGGAUUCGACGAGGAUUUGGAGAAUAAUCGCAAACCACGCUUCGAGCCUGAUGACAAGUUCCCGGACAGCUAUUCCACUCGGGCACGGACCGCUCUCGAGGAGGCCGACGCAGCCUUCAAAAGGAGAUCAAAGUUCUUAUCCGAGGAAGACAAGGCUGAGGAAAAGAGUGGCAUAACCAAAUGGUCGAAACUGGCUGGUCUGGAAGAGGACGUUCCCAGCGGUGCUGCUGUCAGGGCUAAGCAGACGAAGGCGAGGUUGAACGACCUGGAAUCUGAAAUGGAAGAGCUAGCUGAAAGGCAGGCUAAGAGAGAACAGAGGGUCGCUGCCCUUAGGGGAUUGGUGAAUGAGACAGCCCAAGCCAACGAGGAACAAUCCUUUAGCAGCAGCAGCAGCAGCAAGAAGUCAGCAGUUCGUUCGGAACGAUCCGAGAAACAUGUCAGCUUCUAGGGCCACGAUCUCCACGAUUACAUUAAUUCUACUUCGAAUUACCAUCUUCGAUUGUUUAUCUUCCGUCUGCCACUAUCUACGGUCCUGGUGUGAUUUUACAGGUCGUUUCAUGAAGUAUCGGAACGACCCAACCGGCCAUUCUGAACUCUCCUAGGCAAUUGAAUUCUCUUGGAGACAUCGUUUAUUGUUCUCUUCUUUUUUUAAAUUCCCCUAUGUACACCUCGCUGUGUGUUUUAAGAGAUAAAUAAAUAUUGCUCUCUACGUGUUA